Limulus polyphemus (Atlantic horseshoe crab) is the source of this 775-nucleotide messenger RNA. RefSeq names its product atrial natriuretic peptide receptor 3-like. The annotation marks the transcript as partial. Gene Ontology annotation, molecular function: signaling receptor activity; peptide hormone binding. The record is from RefSeq and is a predicted model, not a curated record. Lineage: Eukaryota; Metazoa; Arthropoda; Merostomata; Xiphosura; Limulidae. The transcript has a single exon.
AUGAACGCAUUGUUUAAGCUUCAGGUAGCUUUAUGUUUCGUGAUAUUAAUUGUAAACAUUGAAGGUGAAAGAAUCAGGAGAGUAUCUAACGAUACCAGAAAGCUUGUGGAGCUGUUCGGUUUGGCCAACGGUCAAUCGAAACGUGAAGCUGACCUUGACCAUAAUAAACGACCUAUCAAUUUGGUAGUUCUUGCCCCAGAAAACGACAGCCUGCCAUAUGCCCUUCACAAGAUCCUUCCUUCCAUUCAGUACGCCGUGAAAUCCGUUCAGGACCAGGGCAUCCUGGGCGAUCGUGCCAUCAAAGUUUAUGCACGAGACACGAAAUGCUCCUCUACUUACGGGCCUUUGGCCGCGUUCAAUAUGUAUUACAACAAAUUGGUUGAUGUUUUCCUGGGUCCGCUCUGUCCGUACGCGCUGGCACCGGUCGCUCGAUACACGGCGGUCUGGCAGAUACCGAUAUUGUCUGCCGGUGGACAGAUAGACUCUUUUGACUACAAGGCAAAGUACUAUUCGUUGCUUACUCGCAUGAAUGGUUCCUAUUCUCAGAUUGGGCACAUUUUUCAGGAGGUGCUGUUAAAUUUUAGCUGGCGAAUAGUGGCGUUUCUCUAUCAUAACUUUCAGGACCGUUCCCGCGGUAAGUCCAACUGUGCUUUCACCCUCGGUGCUGUCUCCCAUGCUUUAAACAAGAAGGAUUACCAUGAACGGGAUUUUGAUGAAACGCUGUCCGAGGUUCCCUACCACAACCUGCUUCAGGAUGUGUCCAAACAUGCCAGAG